GGCAUGACAAUUUCGACGUUGACAUCACCAAGCCGCGAGACGAACUACCGACGGUGAGGCUGCACACACGUCUGCUCAACAUCAUGUUGCUCCCACGGCUCAGUUCUUCUGUCAUUGGCGGUAGUCGAGCGCUCGUACCUCUGGUUCCUGCCAAGGGCUGGGCACCUAGACGUCUGUACGGUUCUAGAGGCCUGCCAUGUUUCCCACUCGCGCGCUACGCCAUUCGCCAUUCGCCCUCGUUUACCUCACAUUGUCGAAACUAUUCCCACCAGAAAGACCCACGUGAACCAAGCCCAAAGACGCCAGAACCUAUCCACCCAGCUGCCACUGUCUCAGCACCGAGGCCGAGUCUGUCCAAGACACUACACGAGGACAUCUACACCAUUCCGAACCUUCUGACGCUAUCACGUCUCGCCGCCGCGCCCUUUGUCGGCUAUUUCAUACUGCAGGACAACCAUGCGUGGGCACUCGGUCUUCUCGCCUACUCCGGAGUAACUGACCUGCUCGAUGGAUGGAUUGCACGCCGCUGGAACCUGACCACAGUCGUGGGCACCAUCAUCGAUCCACUGGCAGACAAGACUCUCAUGGCUAUAUUGACUGUUUCAUUGGCCGUGCAAGGCUCGCUACCAGUCUGGCUUGCCGUCAUCAUCCUAGGUCGUGAUGUCGGCCUAGCUAUUGCGGCCAUUUAUUAUCGUUGGGUCUCUUUACCGCCUCCGAAAACAUUCACCCGGUACUGGGACUUCUCGCUGCCCUCGGCCGAAGUACACCCCACUGCGAUCAGCAAGUACAACACGUUCUUGCAGCUGGCUUUGAUCGGUCUCACAACAGCGGCUCCUGUCAUUGCCCAUGACAUCUCGGUGCCCUUGACUGCCAUGCAGUAUAUCGUAGCCACCACGACGAUUUGGAGUGGCGCAAGCUACAUCUACACCAAAGAUGCGGUCAAAAUAUUGAACGCGCCUAAGCCGUGAACACGGCAGUUGCCAGAUCUAAGCUCCCGCUUGCUUUCUCGGCCUCAGACAGCCCGUUAGAAUGUCUGAAGAAAGCUUUCUCGGGUUCUAUUAUACGAUUGCAAGCCGGGUAAGUUGGCUCGAGGAUGCUCCGUGUCCAACAACAGCGCAGACACCAGCAUGGUCUAAUAAUACAAACUGCGCCUGCCGGUUGAUGCGGCGCAUCUCUAGCAGGAUACUGCAAGGCCCAGCCUCAAGGCGUGCCUGACAGCUAAUGUAUAGUAAUGUUAUAAUACAAGGCAGGGAUGACAAUGACAAGGCACCCUGCUGGCCUCAGAGACUGUGUUACAGCUAUCCUACUCAAGCCUGUGAAAACAAUGGCGUGCUUCUGCAGUAUCGUCGGGCAAACGAGUGGCAUUCAAGCAUUCAAGGAAGACUUGAAUCUUCUCCUGUAGCUACGCCCUGGCUUUGUGCCAACAUAAAUCCCCGGUCCGAUGUCGAGGUCGACCUGGCUUUACUUUGACGCUGGAUAAAGCUAAGAAGGCGAAUACAGCCUGAGGGCGUGAUGCCCUCGAGCCGUCGAGCUUGGGCGAGUGUUUCUGGUUUUGUUGCCUUGAGAAUCUGCUUUUCGUGCAUGGCAAGCCCGGCGACCUUGUCGUAAUCAAGAUUUGCUGGUAGGCGGAGUGAUUCAUCCCUGGUAAAGUUCCGUCGCUCUGACGUCUGCCUUGCAAUCAUCGGGGCGUAUAAAGCCUCGAUUGCAACCCGGGAUUUGAUUCGCUCAGGGAAAUGCUGCACAUUUGGCAGCACAGUCGCGAUCUCGUCCAUGGUGACGUUGGGUAGCCGUAGCAUCUCGCAGGCGUCACGACGCUGACUAUUUUCCUUCACCAGGAAGCCGUGUCUCAUCCACUCCUGUGGUGACUUGACCGCAGACUCCAGAAGAAAGUAGAGUUCAUCCACCUGCAUCUUUUCGUCUGAGAAAGCCCUCCACCUAGCGUCCGAUACGACGCCCC
Messenger RNA from Verticillium dahliae VdLs.17, 1957 nucleotides. Its product is annotated as cardiolipin synthetase. Lineage: Eukaryota; Fungi; Ascomycota; Sordariomycetes; Glomerellales; Plectosphaerellaceae. Gene Ontology annotation, molecular function: cardiolipin synthase activity. Bases 84 to 968 code for a protein of 294 amino acids. Gene Ontology annotation, cellular component: membrane; mitochondrion. The transcript is spliced from 4 exons. The record is from RefSeq and is a predicted model, not a curated record. Gene Ontology annotation, biological process: cardiolipin biosynthetic process.